Messenger RNA from Trichomycterus rosablanca, 2077 nucleotides. RefSeq names its product UDP-GlcNAc:betaGal beta-1,3-N-acetylglucosaminyltransferase 7 (gene b3gnt7). The record is from RefSeq and is a predicted model, not a curated record. NCBI's taxonomy places the organism in Eukaryota, Metazoa, Chordata, Actinopteri, Siluriformes, Trichomycteridae. The coding region runs from base 88 to 1269 and encodes 393 amino acids. Gene Ontology annotation, cellular component: Golgi membrane. The transcript is spliced from 2 exons. Gene Ontology annotation, molecular function: hexosyltransferase activity; UDP-glycosyltransferase activity.
GGUUCUCACUGGAUUUAUUGGGUUUAUUACAUCUAUCGGAUUUAUUGAAUUAUUUUACAACCCUUUGCAUUCACAAACAGCUGGAAAAUGAUUCCAAAGUUUCGGGGGAUUUACAAGAUGGCGUGUGCAGUGCUGUUUAUAUUUGUUGUAAUGAUGAACAUGUUUAAAGAAGGAAAUACUGACAUUAAAGAACUGGAGAGCAUUGAGAAGAAAUCAUUAUAUAAUUGGAAAGAGAAUCAGGAAAUAUCAGAUGAGGCACCAUUAGCACCAGUGUAUGUUCAGGAAGAAACUAGAACAUGGGACUGCAGCGCUAACCUGAACGUAACUUUAGAAGAAGAUUUCUCUGCUCUAGAGCCAAAUGUUCAACAGUUUUUGCUGUACAGACACUGUAGAUAUUUCCCCAUGAUUAUGAACCAUCCAGAAAAGUGUUCUGGAGAUGUUUACUUGCUUAUUGUCAUAAAAUCUAUCAUAACACAGCAUGACCGGCGUGAAGUGAUCCGGCAGACUUGGGGAAAAGAGCAGGUCAUAGAUGGCAAGAAAACAAAGACACUCUUUCUUUUAGGAAAGUCAUCAAAUGAAAUGGAAAAAGAGAACCACCAAAAGCUUCUGGAAUACGAGGAUUACAUCUAUGGUGACAUUCUGCAGUGGGAUUUCAUGGACACAUUUUUUAACCUCACUUUGAAAGAGACCCACUUCCUGAAAUGGUUCUUCACUUAUUGUGGGAAUGUGCAGUACAUCUACAAAGGUGAUGAUGAUGUCUUUGUAAGUGUGGGAAACAUUCUGGAGUAUCUGGAAAGCUGCAUGACCGUAAAAGACCUGUUCGCCGGAGAUGUUCUCAUGAAAGCCAAACCCAUCCGACGUAAGACUAACAAGUAUUAUAUUCCAGAAACACUGUAUAACAAGACAUAUUACCCACCAUAUGCAGGGGGAGGAGGAUUUCUAAUGGAUGGACCACUGGCACGAAAGCUCUACUGGGCAUCUGAAACUCUGGAUCUGUAUCCUAUUGAUGAUGUUUUUCUCGGCAUGUGUUUGGAGGUGCUGCAUGUCACACCUAUUAAACAUGACGCAUUUAAAACAUUUGGCCUCCUAAAGGAUAAAAAGAGCAAACUCAACAAAGAGCCAUGUUUCUAUAAGAGCAUGAUUGUGGUGCACAAACUUCUUCCUCAAGAACUUCUUGACAUGUGGCGCUUGGUAAACAGUGACCUAGUUUGUACCCAGAAAAUGAAACCGUUUAUUCAAAAAGCAGAAACAGAAGCACAGAAUUUAUAGUAGAAACUGAGAGUUAAAUGUAUGAAUGUGCAAUGGUGCAGCGAUAAAAUGGUGUCUUCCUAAAAUUUUGCUGUGCAACAGUGAAAAUAAUCACACAAUUACAAAAAAAUCAUGUGUUUACAAAAGUCAAUCAGUAAAAGCUCCUUACCUAGCCUCACAGACUCAUUUUCUAAGACAAAAAGUUUUUUAUGCCGAGUGUGACUGAAUUAAGCCUAAAACUGGCUGCAAGAACUUUUAUACAUCUAACCCUUAAAUUAGGAAAUGUUCUUAUAGAAAAUGUUUUAAUGUAUGUACUGUAACAAAUGUGAGAGAUUCAUGUUUGCUGCAUCCUGAUGUGGCAUCACGUCUGUUUAUAAAUAACUAAGUUAACAGUUGAAUGUUAACAAGACUAAUUCAGCUAAAGUCACAUUCUGAUGUAUGUAGCAUGUAGCAAACACAUUAUCUGAAGCAAUUAUGACCGAGUACAAUUUGACCAAUUGAAGGUUAAGAGUCUUGCUCAGGGGAUCAUCAGUAGCAACUUGAUGGUGGGGCUUGAACUGGCAAUGUUCUGAUUAUUAGUUCACUACCUUAACUGCUGAGCUACCACUGUCCAGUGGUGCCAAAUAUACAACAUACACUCAAGAAAUGAUACUGUAAUUUCUUUAGAAUUUUAAUCCAUUUACAGCAGGUGGAAAACUGUUAUUAUAUACAAAUAAAAUAGAAUUCUUGCCUAUACAUUUUAAAAAAGGGACCACUGGCAAAAACUAACUUUGUUUAUUGGAUCUGAAAUGUUUGUAAAACAAGGAAAUGAGAAAUGUUGUAGUGUGUU